This is a messenger RNA of Thamnophis sirtalis, 1627 nucleotides long. The record is from RefSeq and is a predicted model, not a curated record. Lineage: Eukaryota; Metazoa; Chordata; Lepidosauria; Squamata; Natricidae.
AGACAGCCACCAAAUCAUUCCUGCGGCCCAACGUCAUCAAGCCCGCCGCCCCCUGGCAAGUCGUUGACAAGACGGGGAAAGGAGGAUCAGAUGGCGACGUGGUGGCGCUUCCUCACCAAGACCACAAGGCCAAAGCCCCAACUUCUCCGAGGCUGCCCGGCACCCGCCGGAACUGCCUGAAGGCGGGAAGCGCCGCGGGGCGGGGCAGGCCGAGCCAGGCCGAAGUCUUGGAGUUACCCGAUUCUCCGGAUCCCGCCGACCCCGGGGAGGUUAGCGGGACAGAGGCUGGGCCCAGCGUGGUUCCGAAGAGAGAGGCGGCUCCGGAGGUUAUUAAUUUGGAGGAAGUGGGGCCCGAUCGGGAGAGCCAAGAAGAAGAAGAAGAAGAAGAGGGAGAUCGGACGCUUCCACCACAGCAGGACCCCAAACUUUUCCAUUGCGCGAAGGAGAACAUGCGGCUGGAUCAUCCGUACUUCCAGCCGGCGAAGGAGGAGGCACGGACUGGGGUCAAUCCUCUCCCUUCUCAGCCUGGACCGUUGGAAAGAGAACUUGGGCCUUUGCCGAGGGUGUACCAGGGAGAGAUUCCCGGGCCGGCUUUCCCCAGGCCCGAGCCUCAGCAGGAUGGGAUCCCAGGCCCCGCUUCCCCUCAACUAGCUCACCCCCCAGAGGAAAACGGAGGCCAGGAGGCGGUAAUAAACGAGCAGGCCGGGCCGGCGUUUCCAGUCCAAGGGUCGCUGAAUACCAGCUCCGGCGAGCUUCCCAAGCAGACGGCUACUCUGCUGGACAAAGACCUCCUUGUUUUACUCACCCGAGAAACGGAAGCCAGGUUCCCAGAUGCAACGAGAGAGUACAUCGAAGAGCUGAUCCAGAGCAAAAACUGCAACGACUUAAACAUACUCUGUAAUUUUCUUCUGGAAAAUCCAGACUAUCCAAAGAAGGAACUCAAUAUGGUUUUAAAUCCAAAUAGCAGCCUGCUUUCCAGCCAAGACGAGACAAAGGUGCCUAAAGUGGACUAUUUUGACUUCUCCAAACUGGAUCCGCUCGACCAACGUUGCUUCAUUCAAGCCGCCGACCUCCUCAUGGCCGACUUCAAAAUGCUGAGCAGCCAAGACAUCAAGUGGGCCCUCCACGAACUCAAGGGACACUAUGCAAUCACACGAAAGGUCCUCGCCUCUUGCUUCUCCUUCCUUCCUUCCUUGCUAGGAACCUCCCCUCUUUUAAUGUCCGAAAGGGAGACGCGGAGGCCAGGCUCAAAAAAGAAACCCCUUAGGUGCCCGGAAUUCAAAGGCCUCUGAUAUGGGUAGUCCUCGACUUAUGACCCAUUGCUGAGUGGGAGAGUUGUUAAAGUGAGCUUUGCCUCCUUUUGCAACCUUCCUCGCCACAGUUGUUAAGUGAAUCGCUGCGGCUCUUAAGGGAGUGACCUGGCUGUUAAGCGAAUAUGGCUUCCCCGUCGCAAAAGGAGGAUCAGGUCGUUAUGCAAGCGUCAUAAAUAUGACUCGGCCAAUUGCGGGUCCGAAUUUGGAUCACGUGACCAGGGGGAUGGUGCAGCUGUCUGUCGUUAAGUGUGAGAACAAUUGUACGUCUCUCUUUUUUUUCCCCCAAUGCUGUUGCAACUUUGGUCACUGAAUGA